Molecule: messenger RNA, 1961 nt
Organism: Lymnaea stagnalis (great pond snail)
Lineage: Eukaryota; Metazoa; Mollusca; Gastropoda; Lymnaeidae
Source: the annotation of a GenBank genome assembly
GGAUACCAAAAAUCACAACAAACCGUGUUAUUGGAAUAAAUGUUUUUUUUUUGUUAACGAUUUCUUCAAUGAGUGCGUGUUUUGAUUGGUGUGUUGAACUCCAUGAAAAGGCUAGAGGUGACAUAAUGCGACCUUUCACCUCUGUGGGUCGCGAGUGUUCUAAGUCGGUGGGGUGGGGAGGGGGAGGGGUAGACGUUUUAGGAGGGAUUUCGUUGUGGUGUUUGCUUUUUAAACUAUGGUUAUGCUGUUGAUCAUGGGGGAAGGGUAUGCAGGGGAAAUAUUUCAAAUGUACACAUCUUUAAGGAAAUUGAAAGGAGGGAUACACCACCCAAUCAAAUACAUCUACAGAUAAAGGCAAAUUAUGGCUGCCUACAAUUGCAGCGUGUUUAAUUUUUUUUUAAAUUUUGUUCCCCCCCCCCCUUUAUCGUAGCUCUAAAGUGGGGGAGGGGGGCAGUGGCGUAGUGAGGGUGUUUGGCGCCCGUAGACAAGAUUAGCCCCCGGGGACAAGAUCCAUUUUAAAGCGCCCCCUUUUCUUUUUUUCAACUCUCAAACCCAUUAUUUUUACCAAUAAUAUGAUAUCAAAUCACAUUUUGGCGCCCCAACUAGCUUGCGCCCGGAGACAUCGGUCCCCCCCUGCCCCCCAUCGCUACGCCUCUGGGGGAGGGGGACAUUUUUUUUUUCUUGCUGAAGAAAAUAUUGGUUGUUAGAAUUAACACCAGUGUGUUAAAUUAAAAUGUCAAUAUUGUGUUAUUGAAUAGCAUUAAUAUAUGAACCAUAAUUAAGGGCUGUUACAUAUACCACGACUUAUUUAUAGUUUACAUAUACCACUUUUUUAUAGUGUACACAUACCACUUAUUGAUAGUUUACACUUACCACUUAAUUAUAGUUUACAUAUAAAAUUUAUUUAAUUUUUACAUAUACCAUUUAUUCAUAGUGUACAUAUACCACUUUAUAAACUAUGCUGUAGACAUACCACUUAUUUAUAGAGUGCAUAUACCACUUAUUUAUAGUUAACAUAUACCAUUUAUUUAUAGUGUAAAUAACCACUUAUUUAUAGUGUAAAUGUACCACUUAUUUGUAGUGUACAUAAACCAAAUAUUUAUUCGUUAAGAUUCUCGUACCACUAGAGCAAGUAAACCUACCGGACACUGUACAAUAUUUUAUAACAAAACGUGACACAACAGGAAGUAGAUUCGUGCAGAGCCACGGUUGAGCCACCUUUCUCCUCUUCCAACAUUAGGAGUGCAACGUCCUGAGCCAACGCGCGUUCCGUGCAACCCCUUUGGAACCGAGGUGGGGCACAGAGCAGUGGGGCACAGAGCAGUGGGGCACAGAGCAGUGGGGCACAGAGCAGUGGGGCACAGAGCAGUGGGGCACAGAGCAGUGUGCCCUGUAUCACCACGACAAAGCUCAAGCAUAUUAUCGAUUGAAGGGGGGGGGGACAUGUUUUGGAAAAAUACUUGUUUAUGAACUUAACCCCUCUUCCUUUUUCAGAGGCCAAAGGUCGUGAUCCCCCGCAGUGGGCAGCAUUUCCUAAAUGAUCCAUCUUUUCAAUUCAUCAAUUAUCUUUUUAUCUUCUCCCAGUGCGUACCGGAGACAUCUGUCCCCCCCCCCUGCCCCCCAUCGCUACGCCUCUGACUUCAAAAAAAAAUUCGAUUUAAUUUUAUAUUCUAUAACUUAUUCUUUAAACUGUUUAAGAAUCUGUAUUUGUUGACAAAAUUCGUAAGGAUGUAUUCUUUUGGUUUGAUAUUCAGAACACCCUCAAAGAUCGUGCUGAGCAUAACUGAAAGUUCACAAUACCAUCAACAAUGUCUCAAGACAUGAAAGCCGCCAGAAGACGUUGGGAAAUCCCCAUCUCCAAGAUGGCAGACAAAACGUUCAACCCGAUUCGAAGUGUAGUGGACACCAUGACGAUCGAACCCCACCCAGACAAAACUAUGAUUACUUUGUCUUUAGGUGAA